UAUAUGUGUGUGUGUGUGUGUGCUCGUAUUGAAUUGUAAAUUAUUGAGAAAACAAAAACUGUUUUAUAUCUUUUAAAUCGUAAUAAUUUCCCACUGUGUUUUAGUCAUUAUGUAAAGUAUAUAAUUGUCCAUAUUGCAGUCAUUGAAAUAGGGCAUUGUGUAUACAUUGACAGGGACUCGAGGCAUUACACACAUACACAGUCGUAAUCGUAAUACAUAUAACAAUAUAGCUACAGCCUACAAUAACUAUUUUUGAACACCCAAAACCACCAGUCUGGGCUAUAUUGACUAUAUUGUAUAAUAUUAUACGUCUUUUAAUAAAAUAUAAUAGCGUAUUUAUUAUAGCAAUAAUUUACUAUUUAGUUGUGAUCGACGAAUGUUUUCGCUGAUGACCUUGGGAAUAUAAUAUGUACUUAUAGUUUGUUUUCGUAUAAGGGCCAUUUGAGCCGUUCUCGCGCGACCACGGACUACGAUAGAAUUGACUGGAAACAGUGGAAACGAUAAUUCUAUCUUCGUCCGUUCUUGCGGUUCUGAGCGCGACGAACGAUCAUUAUCAGUAGUGCAGUGUGUUUAUUAUUCACUUUUCUAUUUUUAGUUAAGGAUUUUAAAUUUUGUUGGAAAAUUGAACGGAGCGUGGCGGUUGCGAUAAACAAACCGGUAUCGGCGGUACGUAUAUUAUUUAUAUCAUUAUUUUUAUGAUUCGACAUUUCAACAUAACCUACCAUUAUUAUAUUAUCUAGUGUGACUGUAAGUUUUGUUUUAUUGUCUCCAGCUUGAGUGACGAUUAUUUUACCGUAUAAUACUUAGUAUUACUUACUAUAGUGUUGUCUAUGAUCUUGCUACAGACGAUUUAUAACAUUUCGUUUCUCGUGUGCACUGUUGGCACUUUGGCAGUAUUAAUUGGCACUUAUUGCGGUGUCUAUGUGUACAUAUUUUCGAAAAACCCGAAGUUUAUAAAUUAUAUAAUUCCAUGAUGUGGUCAGUAAUUAUUUUUGAAAAUGAUAACUCUAUUGAAGCAGUUCCAUCAGUUUGGUAUCGUAAAAAUACAUGCGCGUGGCCAAAAAAAAAUCAAAAAAAAUAUAUUGAAAAACAAGUUAUACCAAACAAAACAGAUUUUUAUUUUUUAAGAGCUCGUAAAAUUGGGAAAGAUGUUGAAAAUUAUCUUGAUGCUAGAAAUAGAGCAAAAAAAGGAGAAAAUACAUCAAACUUAUCUGACAAUGUUGAUGAAAGUGUGAAAAAACGAAGAAAAUUAAAGAAAAUAUUUUCAAAUAAGAAAGAUAAUUGCAUGUGGAGUCCUUCUACUCUCACUCAUUCAUCAUCUGAUGAUACUGAUAAUGAUGAAGUACAUAUGCCAAAUAUAUCUUCAUCAGUUCCUUCAGGAAUCGAAAAGACAAGUCUAGGCGAAUCAUCGAAAAGAAAACUUAAUUUUGAUGAAUCACCACCACUUAUUAUUCAUAAUUAUCAAUCAAAUAAUAGUCAAACAAACUUUAAUAUAAUGUCAGAGCCUAUUGAGUUUCAAUCUGCAUCUGUUGACAAUAAUAUAGUAGUAGCUGCUGAUAACACCGAUGUUAGUCAAAAUGUUGAAGACAUAGUAAAUAACAUUAUUAGAACGACGGCUUCACCUUUUAAAGUGACAAAUAUUAAUGAUACAACGACAAUAGAAAUAACUGAACCGUAUAUUCCACUGCCAUUGACACCAGCUGGUUUGCAAUCUUUUACAAGUGAUUCAUUAAUUGAUAAAGUAAACAAAAUUAAUCGUACAACCUUAAACACAUGGUAUGAAAUAAAAUCAAUGAAUGAAAAAAUCGAAAAAUUGGAGAAUAAUUUAUUUAUGAUUAGUAAUAACCGUAUGCAACUACAUAUUGAUGACAAUUCUUUUGAAUCUAUGAAUACAUUUGAAGUUAUGAUGUCUGUUUUACCCAUAGUAAAUGAAGAAAGUCUAACAACAUUUGAAAACAAUCUUUUAGAUAAUAAUUUUAAAAAAAAAAUAGUGUGUGAGUUAUCGCGUUUAGUAAGGAGUACUAUUCAAAGUACUACUCGUGCUAUAUUAAGAUAUUUAUUUGAUGAUUCAUUUUUACAAAGCUAUAGUUACAAGGGGCAAAAACAAAAAAAAAGUAUUUUCAACUUUAGCCCUUUGUUCAGUGAUUUUUGAAUCAAUUAAAAGUAUUGGAAAAUUUAAAAAUUACAAUACAAUAGAUGUAGAACAAUCAAUAAAAAUUUUUAUUGCAGGUGCAAAAUUCCGAGAACAAAGUAAAUUAAAAACUAACAGACACAAUCAUGCAGAAAGCAAUCAAACAAUAUAAUAAAUAUAUUUAUUAUACAUACUUUUUUAAAUCUAUAAGUAUAUAGUAAAUAAAACAGA
Rhopalosiphum padi (bird cherry-oat aphid) is the source of this 2362-nucleotide messenger RNA. RefSeq names its product homeobox-like protein HDP1. NCBI's taxonomy places the organism in Eukaryota, Metazoa, Arthropoda, Insecta, Hemiptera, Aphididae. The record is from RefSeq and is a predicted model, not a curated record. Bases 971 to 2152 code for a protein of 393 amino acids. The transcript has 9 exons.